Molecule: messenger RNA, 1501 nt
Organism: Oncorhynchus tshawytscha (Chinook salmon)
Lineage: Eukaryota; Metazoa; Chordata; Actinopteri; Salmoniformes; Salmonidae
Product: rho GDP-dissociation inhibitor 1
Exons: 6
Coding region: 125-739 (204 amino acids)
Biological process (GO): Rho protein signal transduction
Cellular component (GO): cytoplasm; cytosol; membrane
Molecular function (GO): Rho GDP-dissociation inhibitor activity; protein binding
Source: RefSeq, a predicted model, not a curated record
GCAUAGUUCCCGGAAACGAGUUGUAUGGGGCGGCGCCGUUCCUUGUUCGCCAUACUUGCACAGGGAAGAGCAACAGAAGCACUUAUUCUGCUAGCGCCUGGGGAAAAAACAGCAGGAAAACGACAUGGCUGAGGACGAUUUGACUCCGGAGCAGCUAGCAGCCAUCGCUGCAGAGAACGACGUAGGUGAGACGGUCAACUACAAGCCCCCGGCCCAGAAGACCCUGCAGGAAAUCCAGGAGCUGGAUCAGGAUGACGAGAGCCUCCGGAAGUACAAGGAGGUUCUGCUAGGAGCCGGCGCUGCUGCUGUCGCUGAUCCCAGCGUUCCCAACGUCCAGGUGACACGGUUGACACUGAUGUGUGAGACUGCCCCGAACCCACUGACCCUUGACCUGCAAGGAGAUCUGGAGGCCUUUAAGAAGCAGUCCUUUAUCCUGAAGGAGGGAGUGGAGUACAGAAUAAAGAUCAGCUUCAAAGUGAACAAGGAGAUUGUCUCGGGACUCAAGUAUGUCCAGCAGACCCACAGGAAAGGAGUGAGAAUUGACAAGUCGGACUACAUGGUGGGGAGCUAUGGGCCAAGGCCGAACGAGUACGACUUCCUGACCCCGCUGGAGGAGGCUCCUAAAGGCAUGCUGGCCCGCGGCACCUACAACAUCAAGUCCAAGUUCACCGAUGACGAUAAGCACAACCACCUUUCUUGGGAGUGGAACCUCAACAUCAAGAAAGACUGGAAAGAUUAAGAAAGAGGCCUUCAAAACCAAACCCCACAACCAUGUCCCCAUUUCACCAUGAGUUUAUUUUCUUGUACUUCAUUCCAUCCUCAUGCCUUCAAUCUUCAUUCUGACCUUUCCGCUUCAUUCCGACCCUUCCAUCCCUCUCUCUUUUUUCCCCAUUUAUCCGUCUGCAUUAGUAGCAGCAGCAGACGCAACGCCCCCCUCUGUCCGUCCAUCCCUUCUCUGCUUUCAUUGGUUGCACAAAAUCCACCAUCAUUGAUUCAAUGCCUUCAACCUGCCAAGAAUUUGGUUAGGACUGACUAUUGUAUGAAUAAUAGUAUACUGUGGCUUUGUUCAUGUCACUGUUGAUAUUAAUCAGCUUUUAUGGUCAAUCCUUCCCCGACAUCAUUUCCUUUAGCAUUCCUUUGCCUGCCUCCUUGCUAGUUUAUUUUUAUUUUUUAUAUAUAUAUUUUACCAAGACCUGCCUUGUUAAAGAUAUUCUCCUGUACUCUUGUAUUUUUUUGCCAGUAGUUAUGAAAGUAGCACCCACGAUCCAAAAGUGGUCUCUGAAAAUCGCAUGUCACAAAUAUGUGCACUAUGACAUUGCUCUCGUUCUACUGUGUGUGUGUGCGUCUUGUUAGCCGUCACUCAAAUGGUGAGGGGAUGAAACUCAAAUUACUAAGGGGCUUGCCCAAGUGGGGCUUAAUGUAGGGGUUAAACAUUUCUAGAGCAUGUCUUUUUAAACCUACAGUGAAAUAAUGAGAUGCUUUACUUCAGCUCCUCCUACCC